GUGUUAUAUUGCCUCUGUUGUUUUAUGCACUUCAAUUUAUAUUUUCUAAAGGAAAGAGGAUGUGGUGAUUAGUUGUUGUUAUCAAUUGUUGUUCUUAUUAUUGUCCUCUAGAUGGCAGUAGUACCAAACAUACAAUUGGCAGAUACCCAAGAGCAUAGAGCUAGAACAAGAAAGUAAUAGAGAGGUCAGCACAUGUGAAAGUUCGGUGCUGAAGAAAUAAACAGGCUACACGCCAGUUCAUUAAUUAUUUUUCAGAGUGUUUAUUUAAUGAACACCAAAUCUGCAGCCCAUUCACAGUUUACAGCGUGCACGUUGAUUUCUCUCUGGUUUGUCGUGACUGGGAUUCCUCGCACCCUAGUUUUCCAAGCACAACACAGUGAGACUAAUGCAUGUAGGACAGCUGGAAUGUUAUCCAGCUGGAAGUAGCCAUCAGAAGAUGGUAAUGUGGUCAUAAAGGGAUGGACAUGGUCAGCAACAAUACUCAGAUUGUAAUGCUACAGGACACCCCUGCACGUCACGCCCUCUCCCUCUCCUUAUUGCGUGCAGCACUCAAGAAUACUGCACUCUGCACUGACACUCUGUGCAUGCAUGUUAGGGAACGGUCCACAAACUUCGAGAGGUAAAUAGAAAAGGGCCAUGGAGGAGACUAGAGAUGGAGGCAUUGCUGAUGGGGAAGCUAUGGAGCCUGAGGCUCAGAAAGGGAGCACAGAAAGCAUACCCGAGGUCAGGGAGAAAUGGGCCAACAAGACUGAGUUCCUGCUUUCCAUGGCUGGGGAGAUUAUCGGCCUGGGGAACGUGUGGCGCUUCCCUUACCUGUGCUACAAAAAUGGAGGCGGUGUUUUCUUCAUUCCUUAUUUCAUCUUUCUCUUCUUUUGUGGAAUCCCAGUAUUCUUCCUUGAGACAGCGUUAGGUCAAUACACCAGUGAAGGGGGCAUCACUGCUUGGAGAAAAAUCUGCCCCAUGUUUGAAGGUGUAGGUGUUGCGUCCCAAGUUAUAGUGAUUUAUCUAAAUAUAUAUUACAUUGUGGUCCUGGCCUGGGCUCUGUUUUAUCUAUUCAACUGUUUCUGGAGCACUCUACCUUGGACUUCCUGUGACAACUAUUGGAACACAGUGAACUGCCAAAAUAUAAGUGCUACAUACACAGGUGUGCACAGACCUGAUGCUGACUGGUCAUUCCUGUACAAUAAGACGGAUCAAUUUGGUGACAACUACAGCAUGAGUUUCCAAAAUGAAUCCGAAUGGCCACCUUUUAAAGUGACCUCCUCCGAACAAGAGUACUGGCUCCAUCGUAUGUUGCGGAUGACAGACAGUGGUGGUUUGGGGAGCGUAAAUGCUGAUCUUGCCAUGUGUCUUCUGUUGGCUUGGGUCAUCUGUUAUUUCUGCAUUUUUAAAGGAGUAAAGACCACAGGCAAGGUUGUGUACUUCACUGCUACAUUCCCCUACUUAAUGCUGUUCAUCCUUUGCAUCAGAGGAGUGACUCUGCCAGGGGCUGCAACUGGGAUUUCUUAUUACCUGUAUCCUGACAUCAGUAAACUCUCCAGUCCUGAUGUAUGGUGUGAUGCAGGCACUCAGGUGUUUUUCUCAUAUGCUGUGUGUCAAGGAGUCCUCACAGCGCUGGCCAGUUAUAACAAAUACAACAAUGACUGCUAUAAGGACUGUAUAGCACUCUGUCUUUUGAACAGCUGCACUAGCAUCUUUGCUGGGUUUGUGGUCUUUUCUAUUCUGGGGUUCAUGGCCCAUCAGCUAGAUCUACCAAUGGAAGAUAUUGUAUCAUCAGGUGUUGGAUUAGCUUUCAUAGCAUAUCCUCGAGCCCUCUCUCUGUUACCUGGACCUCAGUUCUGGUCUGUUCUUUUCUUUCUUAUGGUACUCCUGCUGGGCCUUGACAGUCAGUUUGUGUGUGUGGAGAGUUUAGCCACAGCUCUCACAGACCUGUUUCCUGGAGUUCUAAGAAAGCGGCGAGAAGUUUUGGUGUUGGGAAUAGCCAUCAUCUGCUUCUUACUGGGACUGCCAUUCAUCACAAAGGGAGGAAUCCAUCUGUUCACUGUGAUGGACACCUACGGCCCAAGUGGAAUUAACUUGCUCUUUAUCGCCUGCUUUGAGACGAUUGUUGUCGCAUGGGUCUAUGGUGCAAACCGUUUCUACGACAACAUUGAAGAUAUGAUAGGAUACGCACCAUUCCCUGUGCUGAAGUACUGCUGGCUCUUCAUUACCCCUCUCAUCUGUGCCGCUACUCUGCUGUAUAGCCUGUUGGGUAGUAAAUCUGUGUCUUCAGUUCAGUCUGUGCCAGACUGGAGUUACAAGUUUGCACCUCUGCUCACAGUCAUUCCUAUGAUCUGCAUCCCAAUCUUCCUGUUCGUCUCUUUAAGAAGGGGUCAAGACAUCAUCACCCCCUCUAGUGACCUGAAGCAGCUCCGACCAAACAGUCCACGCCUCACACUGUUUAAUCGUGUAAUCAUUAAACCACAGAGAACUCGACACAUUCAGGAAGAUGGAGCAGAGAAAGCAAACACAGAACACAGUAGUGGAGUUUGAGAAGGCAGAAUGAUGAUUUUAUUUUAGGUUAUUAUAGAUAGAACUUUAGAUACUAUAAAAAGCGAUAACCUAUUAGUCAUAUUUAAUAAAAUUAGUUAAUUUAAAUAUAAACUAUAAAUUAGAUUACCUUACAAACCAUUUUAUUACAGUAUAUUAGGUUGUUAAUAAAUAUCACUCAGGAUGUCAAAUGAACACAAUUAGGUUCAGCUGGAAAUAUGACUGUUAAUAUGCAUAAUUAAGGGUAUUUAGUUUGUUUUAUUAUUUAUGCUGAUGUUCUCAGGAGAACUAGAACUGUUUUUAUGAGUUCAAAUUUAGGGUUACUGCAGCUGAGGCAAUUUAAAACCAUUAAAUAUAUAUUUUGGGUUGGGGGGUGGGGUUGAAGAAACACUAAAACAUAGUAUCCUUUGGGGUUUGACUAUUGAAGCAAAAUGACUAUAUUUCAAGCUUCAAAAUUACCAUUUUAUGCAGUAAACUUUUUAGUUAUUAGCAACUUUAUAUAUGAAAUUUCAUAUGACAUAAUAGCAUGGAUCUCAGAAUUAAUUUUAGUCUAAAUAUGUUAAUUUGCCUGGUUUACAUCUGUUUACAUUGUUAUCUUGUUUUUCUAUUUUAAAAAUUGUAAUUUGUAUUUUAGUUUUAACCAUUUGUCAAAAAAAGAAGUCUCUGUAAUUAAAUUGGUGACUGAAACACUAAAACUUUUCUAUCCCAUUUCUAUAAGGAAUGUAAUAUUUGACAUAUUUGAAAUAUUUCCUUUAAUUUAAAUUUAUUUCAUUCUGUCGCACUAAACAUACUAUUAUUUCCAUUUUUUUUUUUUUUUUUUUUUACUUUAAUGGACAAAUAGGCUAAUUUGUUUGGGAGGAGUACAGAGACGGCCGUAAGGUCGUCAGGACACUUUAUGCUUUCCGUAGUCUGCUGAACCCAUCAUUCAUAGCAGACCACAAGAUUUUUGUGUUGAUUGUAGCCAAAGAAGUGGAUGCAACUAAAAUUCCCAUGUUUUGAAUAUCAUAUAUUGAAUAUCAAGAUUGGUUAAAUACAGGGACUUGUCUAAGAAAAAACACGCAACAUGUCGUCCUUGUCAUCACAGAAUCUGACCAAUGAGAAUGAAGUGUGUCGUCACCAAGGCUUUCGCAGCCGAUUUUGAGCAACUGUAGCGCCUGACCUACGCGGCUGGUCUUGUUUUGCUCUCGCGGUACUUUGAUGGCACAUGUGAUCGUAAGGCGGCUGCAGCACUGAUCAAAGUUGGACAAAUGUUCUAACCAGAAUGCAUUGAUUUUGCCAGGCGGCAGCUGAACCAGAGAUCGUAUUAUUAUGGGGAGAUAAGAGGGUCUGUAUCUCUUACCAUUGGAGAAAGCAUAACGGCUAACUUAAUCACAUGCGGCACCUCUCAGCCUAUCGUGUCGCCGUUCAAAACUCCUUCCUGCGUACCGCCAAUGCGUACCGCCAGUUAGCAUUAGCCGUUACGCUUUUUUGGCUAAAGGUUGCAGGCUUGCCUUCCAGUGGCUUUGGCUGAACUUCGUGGCACUGCAUGAAGUCGAACAAGCCUAAAAGCGGCUGCACGAGCACUGAUGACGAAAGCUGUUCCAUGAUUGGCCGGAUUCACGUAUAUUUACUCUCACACCUUCAGUUCCACUAAUGCUCACAAAUCUGUAUAGAUCCCACUUCAUUGGUAUUUAAAUAGUAUAGGCUUAUAUUAUGUUGAACUUUAUUCUUGUGUAAACAGACACUGUAUUAAACAGUAGCCUACAUAAAAUAUUGAAUGAAAAAUA
Messenger RNA from Ctenopharyngodon idella (grass carp), 4295 nucleotides. RefSeq names its product sodium- and chloride-dependent GABA transporter 2-like. Gene Ontology annotation, biological process: sodium ion transmembrane transport. The transcript is spliced from 19 exons. Gene Ontology annotation, cellular component: membrane. The record is from RefSeq and is a predicted model, not a curated record. Bases 637 to 2532 code for a protein of 631 amino acids. NCBI's taxonomy places the organism in Eukaryota, Metazoa, Chordata, Actinopteri, Cypriniformes, Xenocyprididae.